AGUGUCGAUUGUUCUUUUUCAGAUUUAGAAAACUCUGUUAUCGUGGGAAAGAGCAAAAAUCAUUUGAGAAGUUUAAGGAGUUGGCUAUCCCCUGUAGCGCGAAGCGUGAAUUCUCUCUGGAAGCGCUGUUGGCGUGCAUCCGUGGACGGCUGGGCUGCAACUACGUUUCACUCCCGAUGUGACGGCAAAGGUCCGACUGUGACAAUAAUAAGGGUCGGGAGAUAUAUUUUUGGAGGAUACACUAGUAUUCCAUGGGGUAAGUGAGCAUUGUAAGCCAAAGCGGUGGCAUUAACACCUUUGGCGCAUAUUGGCAUUGAUAUGUUCAGCUAAAAGUGCAGCUUGGUACCAAGCAAUAUGAAAUCAUGUAACUCUGCCUUUCAUACAUAGUUAAGCAGUGGCGAACAAAGGUUCUAGGUUAAUGGAUCUAGAGGUUGGCCCAUAUCCCCUCGUUCCUCCUGGGCCGAGGACCACCCCUCCUACACUCACAUGGUGUGAAUGAGCGCCACCCCCCACACCACUUCUCAAGUUCUGGUUCUGCAGAUCAUAAGUGAUGCAUUUCUAGCCUGUCAAAACGUGCCCAAAUUCCAGGCUAAUACUAUAAUAAUAAUAAUUUUUAGGUUAUAAAGUAUCGAUAUUGUUCUGACUUUCUUGCCACCCGGCUAUCUUCCAUCCCUCAAUUCCUACAUUGUAAAAGAAGCGACUAACGUACUUCAUCGAAAGUUUUUGGUAAAAUUCGCGAAUGUCCGCGAAGAAAAAACGCUCUUUUGAAAUGUGCAGGUACGUGAUACACCGAGAAGAAAGUUCGUUUCAGCAAACGGCUCCUGAAACUCUUUAUUGUCUGUUUCCUUUUAAUUUAUUGUCUUCUUAAUACAGUACCUUAAAAUCGAACGAAUUAUUCAUUUCAGUAAUAAAGAGUAUUAUUGCAACAAGCAUCAGUUUACAGUUUACAGGUUACUGAGUUUAUAUAUGAAAAAGAAGCUUCUAGCUUAGGCAAAUGGUAAAAAAGGUACAAACAAAUAAAUUUGGAGAUAAGGAUAAGGUAAGGAAGUGGCAAUGGACUCCAUUUAACAAACGUAUUUAGCGAUUGACCGACAAAAUUUACACUAGAAUAGGGCUUUUUGGCUAGCCUGCGAAUGCUUUGACCUGUUAACGAAAAUGCACAACGGGACCAUAGUAUUACACAAGAACUGUUAUUUAACUGGAAUAGUGUCACAUUCACUUUGAUAAAAAUCAUUAUUUUCUUACGUUGACAAUAAGUAUAACCGAUUGAUUGAUUUUGACAAGGUUUUUAUCUAUACCUAUGUUAUAGUUUUAAGCGUAAUUGUUAAAUAGUAACUCAAGAAGACACUACGAUGCGUAGCUAUUUUCUGGUUUCUUUGAGUUAACAAUGUUUUAAAAUUAGUGUGUUAAAGUUUAGUUCUGGUUUGCUUUUAUUUGAAUGAAUAAAGUCUUGAAUGUACUUUUCAUUUACUUAUUAUUAUUAUGUAUUUAUUUGAGACGCAAAAUUUUACCUUUACUACUUUUUGCAAUAACAAUAAAACUGACACGAUGAUCCGCGAACUUGAGUCCAUGCCAUCCUCAUUUUUUGUUUGGGGUGAUUUGCGGUCCUCGUUGGGGAUGAUUUACGGUCGAGGAUCAUUUGUGGUCCAUUUUGGGGAUCAUUUGCGGUCUAAGGAUCAUUUGCCAUACUGUACAAAACUCUUUCCUAAGCGGACGAACUGACUGGUCCAAAGAGGGACGACCGCACUGGUUGCCUGCGUGCAGACGUCUCCUAUUUCCUUUGUUGCACGCGGAAAAGGGACGUCUGCGUAACGCCGUCGCUAAUCGUGUUCCAGCGUCCCGCUGGCAGGGUAUUCUAUUUCGCAUAAAUUGUGAAAUAAUAUCCGGUUAGAAAUAAGAGUUGACAGGCCAAACACAACAUCAUAAGCUCGUGAUAAUGCGAAACGUGACCUUGAGAGUCUGCUUGGACAGAGGUUUUUCCUCUUUGCUUUUUCGAACGAAGGUUACUAGCACCUCACAGUGCAUGUAGCAUUCUCAACUUUGACUGAGUAAAUCUCGUUUUUGCCGCACUGUCUUACAUUUAGAGGUCAUGAAGCAGGUUUGUUACAUGCAUACUGAGUAAUCAUUUCCUCUUGUUUAUGCUUCUGUGGGUGUUCCUGAUAGGAUUUGAUUUCAGAUGCAGUUGUAAAGUGUUAAAUUUUCUUUGACCUCUGUUUGUUACAGCAAAAAUAAAGAUUUUAGUUUCUUUGGCUGGCUUUCUCCGCUUUUGUAGUUUUCUCAGACACUGUUUAUAAAUAUGAUGUGAUGUGUUAUGCACAGUAAAUUGUCAAGAGAUAAUUCCCUCGUACACGUUAAAUUUUCCGCGACCUCGCACAAGAUUUCAUCAAACGGUCUGCACACAAUGGCACACGUUUUGAAUUGUUUUGGUUGGAAAACCCCCAUUACAUAAAUCACCGCAUACAUUAUCAGACCAGAUUCGAUAACAACCAAUCAGCGUUAUGUCAAACAAUGCGCACUGUGUGUCAGCCUAUCACAGCAUGUUCCCAAGAUCUUGGGAACCCAGCGGGACGCUGGAACACGAUUAGCGACGGCGUUACGCAGACGUCCCUUUUCCGCGUGCAACAAAGGAAAUAGGAGACGUCUGCACGCAGGCAACCGCACGUGGGACGAAAUAUGUAUUUGUGCAAAUUUUCUCCUUGCAUUUGCGCAAUAUUUGCUAACAAUUAACAUUUAACGGUUACUCUGUACGUAUACUGUGAUAAAGUUCCAUGAUGUUAAGGAAGCUAUCCAGAGUUCAAGUUCAUUACCUUUCAUUGCCAACUUUAAUUUGUUUAUAAAUGCAAAAACAUAACAGGAAAACAUCAACGACAAUACGCUCGGUAUAUGGAUUCUUUCAGUGUUUGUCACAAAUUAGUUGUUUCUUUGUUCGCGGAUGACAAUCAUACGGCCGGAUAUCGGUCUAAUCUACAGUUUAUUGACAGCCAAAUGUAUUGAUUUAUCUUAAUUAAUCUACUACAGUACGUAUAAGUCAAGGGUCGUAAUCAAAUACUACUAUUGUCAAUUCAGUCCGCUUCCGGUGUCCUCUUAAUAGACGUUUUUAACAAUUAGCCAUAUAGAAUUUAUUUUAGUGUCCACGUCCGCUUAACAGAGGUGUCCGCUGAAUACGGGCUCGUUAUAAAGAGAAAUAUAAGACGUAAAUUUCGGGACCCAGCUUAGUGUCCGCUUAAUAGAGGGUGUCCGCUUAAUUGCCCAAAUUUGUAAAAGCUGAGGAGUAAAUCUGGAGCAAAGAUGGUAAUUGCCACAUUUGCCUAGUUAUUUAUAUAAUUACACUCCCUGUUCUUGGUAUGCAAAUGUGGCAUUUACAUCUCUGCCAUAUAUUUACUUCUCAGUUUUUACAAAUUUGCGAGAUAUUUGAAAGGAGCAAAUUUGGGCAAAUCCAUUUUUUUCGCCAAGUGCCGCUAACAGGGGGUUUUUAUGGAACGUAAUAAAAUGAGGCAAAAAAACACAAAACUACACAUAGGUUUUGGGCUGUUUUAGCAGCACAUAAUAUCCAUGGCCAUUAUUAUUCAUUCAAAAUAUUUCCCCGAUUCUGAAUUUUGUGUUUAGCGAGGAAAUGACGUAAAAAAAUGCAGCGUUUUUGCAGGUUAAUAUACCGUUAACCGAGAAGACCUGUGGACGAGGUUGAGUUGUUUUGGUUGUGGUAACAAAAGUGGCGGACAUUUCACUCGUUUCAAGAGUAAGAACUAGGCGAAAUAAUAGCUAAAAACAUGGCAAGAACAGCAAGAACACAACUCGAAGGGCGACAUCUGCUAUUUGGAGAAUAUUUGCGGAGCUGAACAACCCUAAACGUGCACUAUCAAAGAUGAACUUAACAUCGAUGGAGGUAAGCAUGUCUUAGCCACGUUUUUGAACUAGGAAUUAUUUUGAAUGAAUUAUAAAACAAUUAUUGAAUUCGGCUUUCGUAUCAUCUCGGAGGGUGUUAUCCGCCUCGGCCUACGGCCUCGACGGAUAACAGCCUCUUCGAUCUCCAUAAUUCUUCAUAUUAUAGGGACUGUGCAAUAAUUAUCAGGAGGGGGGGGGGGGGCUGAAAAACCAGAGUUAUCUAGCAAAAACUUAGACAGUACCCCCCCCCCCCUCCAAAACAAAAAAAAAAUAGUUAUAACCCCCCCUCUGUUAUGUUAAAAAUAACGUCGCACCCCCCCCCCUCCCACCACACUGGUAAACUCAAAACUGGACUGAGCUGCCAUCACAGCUUCAAUAAUGACAAACGUUAUUAUGUAACAUCUAGUAUCGAGAAGGAUGUUGAUCGCUUGAUUGAAGAUUUAGACAAAGCAUUUGCUAAGUACCGGGGUGCUUACCACAUUGGCUCAAAAUCUAAAAUUUCUGAAGCCAGAAAGAGAAAGGAGCAGAGGAAAAGAUCAAAGAACAGGAGAUUGAACGCUUCAAAUAACAGACGAAAAAGAGCUUGCAUUAUAUUUAGAUCCUUGGGAGGAGAGCCUGUUGAACUUUGUUAUGAGCCACAUAUAUAUGGAAUUCUGCAAAUCGAUUCAGUCGAUGAAGAAACAUUACUUUUUGUCAUCAAAAACCGACAAAGCUUGUCUACGAGAUCUGUUUGAUUCCCAUUGUUUUAUGGGGGAAGCUGAAAAACAAGUUCAUGAUUUUUGCUUUACAUAGGAUCAGCUCAAUUAAUUAGAAGACGGGUUGAAAUUGAUCAGUUGUGAAUUUGCUUUUCAUUUUGAUGGAAUAUUUUCAAUAAUCGUUUAACCGCUGUUCGUGUUGAUAUUUGUUACAGUCUAUCAUGAUGCCUGUAUUGAGAAUCUUUUAUUGCGUUUAAUUUUAAUUACAUUUCGAAUAAAACUUAAGGCCCCCCCUCCGUCAAAUGAGUGAUUUUACUUUGAGCCCCCCCUUAUCUUGGCAGCAAUUUUAUGUAAUGCCCCCCCUCUGGUUUUAGGGCCCCCUCCCCUCCUGAUAAUUAUUGCACAGUCCCUAAGAUACCCAGCCUUCUUCAUUAAUUGUUAAUUUUUGUUCUCGUAACUUUAUGUUACUAGAAGCCCCAGUGGGUUUAAUUGUUCUCAAUUGCAUUUUGUUUGUUUUGAUCUGAUAUCUUUGUACUUACUCUUGCCACGAGUAUAGCUGUAUCUUUUGCGAAAAUACCUACACGUAAAUAAAAAUAAAAUAAAAUAAUAAUAACUUUUAGGGCCAUUUACACCAGGAAAAAUGAGACGCGUCUCACAUAAGACGCGUCUUAAAUAAGGCGAACUUUCCGUUUAAACGGCACAUUUCGUCUACAAUAAGACGCAACUUAGCUAAGACGCGUCUUAUUUAAGAACAGCCCUUAACACCUGUUCUUUAGCCUGCAAAGCGGGCGUAUUUUGGAGCACGAUCCAUGAAUUGUUUUCAGGAAUGACGUUGUCUCGCCAUCUUGGACGUUAAUACUACCAGAGAGUUGGGACGAGUCAAAAAGUGAUUUUAAGGGAGAGGUAGAUGGGUUUAAAAUAGGGGAGGGGGAGGGGAGAGGAGGAAAAAAUACGCCUGCCCGCAGCCAUUGUUCAUUUGGCGAACCCGCACACUAGAUCGACGGGGACUCUGAUUGGUGCGGUUUCAGAUGUUUGAUUGCUAGCUGCCAAUCAAGGGGACACAUUUUUUACGGACCCUACGAGAGGAGUAUUUUAGUCUGAUUCAUCCGAAAUUUUAAAACAUGGCGGAUUUGGAAGACUUCGAUUCUGCCCUGGAGAAAGCUCUUUCGGCGCUCGCUGGACUGGGAACAUUAAAUUGCGAUCGGAACAAAAGCAAGCGGCCACGACGCUGUUGUCGAGGCAAGAUUUAUUAGUAGUUCUUCCAAAAGGCUUUGAAAAAAGCCUGAUCUUUUAGUUGUCGGUGCGGGUGAAAGAAAUAUUGACAGGCAAACCUGCAUGUGUGAUCGUUGUUUGCCCUCUAAAAAGUAUUGUGCACGAUCAAUUGUCCGAAGCAACUGCGAUGGGUUUAACGGCCACAUCACUUUCGGACUCCAGUUUAGAAGAUGUAGAGAACGGUAACUACCAGCUAAUCUUUGGAUCUGCAGAAGAUCCCUAACCCUAACCCCUAACCCUAACCCUAACCCUAACCCUCCCUGCCCCUCCCCCCUUCCACCGCCCCUCGCCCUUAGUCUUUUUCGUUGCUUUUCAAGAUGGCGGUCACGAUCAAUGUACCUCCGAGUUUUCGUUAAAAAACGCCUGCUCUGCAGGCUACCUGUUCUUAGAUAAGACGCGUCUUAGCCAAGACGAGAAAAACUUCGUAUAAAUGACCUUCGCGUCUUACAUAAGACGCGAACGCAUAGUACGCAUGCGUUAAUUUUUUGAGGGAAAAUUUUCGCUUGUCCCGCAGCGGACUGGGAGCCUACUAGCAGGGAAAAGUUGACAACAAAUUGCAACGCGUUUCCGUUUGCUUGGGUUGCUAUCUAUUCUAAGACUUUUAAGCUUUCUUUGUUUCUUCGCUCAAGUAUAAUGAGCACGCCGACAAAGGCAAAACGAAACACGUGGUCCACUGCCCAAAAAAAAGGACCUUUUGUUGCUCUGCAAGAAGAGGGCAAUAGUAUACCUUCUGGACAAAUAUUGGAUUGCCGUUGCUACGGGCAACAUUCACAUGAAAACGAUUCAAGAACAGAAAUAAGACGCGAACCAUUCAUACGAGCUGUUUUCGUCUUAACACAUGCUCGUAUAAAUGGCAAAGUCCGCGUUUUAUUUAAGACGCGUCAUAUUUUCCUCGUAUAAAGGGCCCUAAUAAUAAUAUCAAUAAUAAUAAAGGAAAGAUUGAAACUGAGAAAAAAUUUUGUUUUUGAUAAAUGACGUUCAUUAGAGCAACUCGAUCGAAUUUGUUUUAUGAGAAUAAGGUUUUUUUUAUUGUUUUUAAUUAAUAAUAAUCAUCAUCGUCAUCGUCAUCAUUAUGACAGGCACAAGGACAAUGUCGCUAACUUAUCUUAGAAAAGUUUUGUUUCAUUUCUUUUAGCUUCUGGUUAUGCCCGGUAUCAAGACGACUCAAAAGCCUUCUUAUUUUCACUGGUAAACAAGCCAGGAUGGGCGCCUUUCAAAUUGCCUCAGUCAGGGAAAUAUAGUUAUAACAAAAAUUCCAUAUACUUUCGUUCAACCUACGGGCCUACAUUCGGAGGAGGACAUGACAUUUACAUAUCAAACUCCGCGUCAUCCAAUCGCAAUUCACAUAGCGACCUUGGCUAUACUUACAGCCCACCAAGCGGGUACAGCUACCGCAGCACCUUCACCCAAUCAUUCCUGGCAGGAUCGUUAACUUUCACACCAGACGAAGUAGAAACCUUUUACGAAACAACCUAA
Molecule: messenger RNA, 7325 nt
Organism: Porites lobata
Lineage: Eukaryota; Metazoa; Cnidaria; Anthozoa; Scleractinia; Poritidae
Source: the annotation of a GenBank genome assembly